Molecule: messenger RNA, 3073 nt
Organism: Micropterus dolomieu (smallmouth bass)
Lineage: Eukaryota; Metazoa; Chordata; Actinopteri; Centrarchiformes; Centrarchidae
Gene: afg1lb
Product: AFG1 like ATPase b
Exons: 13
Coding region: 541-2070 (509 amino acids)
Cellular component (GO): mitochondrion; cytoplasm
Molecular function (GO): ATP binding; ATP hydrolysis activity
Source: RefSeq, a predicted model, not a curated record
CACUUCCGAUCAGCUGAGGUUCAGCUGAUGCUGCUGCUCGGCCACCUGCUGCUUGGUUUGUUUACAACCCGCCAGCGGGCACAUUGGUCCUAAUCACGUUUUUGGACGAUAUACACUACAUAAUUUGAUAAUCAUUGUAUUUGUAUGAUCCGGAUCAAUUGUACUUCGCAAUGUAACGUAGGUCUAACUGUUGCUCAAAUGUAAAAACCAAAAACGCAGGUGUUCCGACGUUCAGUGUGACUAUAUUAUAUACAUUUAAAAAAAGAAUAUUAGGUAUUAAAAACAAGCGGAUUAUUUCAUCUUAUUGAUUAACAACGAUAUAAUUUAAUCUUAUAAACAUCGGGGAUCUAGGCUAUAUGGGUCUAAAAUUUGCAACAGUUUCCGUUGUUUACAAGCAAAUCAAGAAAUCAAGAAUCAAGAAAUUGGUUAUAUUUGAUGACAUACAAUCAGGACUUACCACAGUUAAAACCUUUCCAUUCUUGUGUUAUUCGGUGAAUUUGUGUCAAAUGACUCAAUAAAGUUUUCGCGUUUUGAAACAUCAUGGCGGCUUACACGGUACCUGCAGCUGCGAGAUGGUCAAUUCAAUGUUUGCUAAAUAACACUGUUCUGACAUCAACGAAAAUUCGCCGUCUGUCAGCCGGUGGUUACAUUAGUUGGAGGGCAUGCAGUUCAUCUGCAUCAUCCUGCUCCUUUGAGUCUCUAGCACCAGAUGUUUGUGCCUUCAGUGAAACGGUUGCACACUAUGAUCGCCUCGUUCAGUGUGGCUCCCUGAGGAAAGAUGCUCAUCAGAGGGGUGUUUUUCAGCAGCUGUCUCAGCUGCAGCACACACUCAAGAACUACAGUAACAGCAUCUACUUGAACCCAUCUCCACCGAGGCUGAAGUCAAAAGAUGACUGCAGUCAGCUUCCAAAAGAUACAGGCUCCCACAUCACAACCGCUGAAAACAAAGGUGGUGGAUCCGCUGCUAAGGAGGACACUGCUCCAACUCCACCACUACCACCCAAAGGCUUCUAUAUCUAUGGAGAUGUUGGCACAGGGAAGACCAUGCUCAUGGAUAUGUUUUACUCCCGUGUGGAAAACACUCGUAAAAAGAGAGUCCACUUUAAUGGCUUCAUGUUGGACAUACACAAAAGGAUCCAUCGGAGGAAACAAAGCCUGCCAAAGCGAAGGCUAGGGAAAAUGUUCACCUAUGACCCCAUAUCACCGGUUGCCAUGGAGCUCAGCGAUGAAACCUGCCUCCUGUGUUUUGACGAGUUUCAGGUCACCGACAUUGCUGAUGCCAUGAUCCUGAAGCAGCUGUUUGAGACGCUGUUCAAGGCCGGAGUAGUGGUGGUGGCCACCUCCAACAGACCACCUGAUGAUCUGUACAAAAACGGACUUCAGAGGGACACCUUCCUACCUUUCAUCGACGUGCUGAAGGAGUACUGCCACACCAUCUGCUUAGACUCUGGGACUGACUACAGGAGGCUGGACAAGGCUGCAGCGGGGAAACUCUACUACCUCACAGGGGACCCUUGUGCGGAGGCCUUCUUGGAUGCACUGUUUGAGGAGCUGGCCUUAAGACAAAAGAGCGUUACAGGCCCUCGGUUGCUCACAGUGCUGGGCAGAGAUGUGACUCUGGAAAAGACCUGUGGCUCCAUCGCCGACUGUACUUUUGAUGAGCUGUGUGGCAGAGCUCUGGGUGCCAGUGACUACCUGGAAAUGGCUCGGCUCUUCGAUACAGUAUUCAUUCGCCGUGUCCCCAUGCUGACACUGACCCUAAAGGACCAGGCCAGGCGUUUCACCACCCUCAUAGACAACUUCUACGACAACAAGGUUAGAGUGGUGGUGCUUGCGGCGGCUCCUAUAGACCAGCUGUUUGUCCACACCGGAGGGGAAGAUGAGAGGGACCGACAACUGCUGGAUGACCUGGGCCUCAGCGGGGAGGCGGCAGAGCACCUGACUCUGUUCACAGCCGAGGAGGAGAUCUUUGCCUUCAAGAGGACCAUCUCCAGACUGAUGGAGAUGCAAACGGAGUCAUACUGGAUUGAGGGAGACCGCAGUCACAGCAAGAAACACAUGAACAGCUAACAUCCACUGCUGACUGCCUGAUAAGCAUAUACCUCCGGACAACAUAGUACCUCACUAAUAACUAACACUGCAUACGAGAAGUUCCUAAUUAGCAGAUAUAGAAAAGAUCUAUUUUGGGCAACCAAAGCGAUUUAUGUUUGGCAGUAAGCUCCGACUUUCUUUCAUCUUGUGCAUGCAUGUUAAGCCGUUUUACUUAUUGGUCCUCUGUGAGGUGUGGUCUCUCCCCCUUGUGGACUUUUUAUUUUAAAGAAUAUAAAAACAUAUGUAAACCACAAGGCAAACAAGUGCUCACUUCACAGAGAAAAAAGGGGCCAAGUGUCCCUCAGAGUAGUUGGCUACUGCCCUCUAGUGGGUGAAUGUGAAAAGGGUCAAACAUUCUCUAGACCCUCCUGUUUUUAAGGAACAAUAUCAGUCUCUGGAUGGUUUAAAAAUGGUAUGCAUGAUGUUAAUCCAUGUAUUUAAUGAAUAAGACUAGAAUUUACUAGUAAAAUGUUGAGGCAUCUUCAUGUUAACAUCAGUGGUUAGAUUGGCCAGUAUGUAUUCCAGAUCUAGAUUCUUAAUCAAGGAGUCGACUGGUCUUUAUUUUGGCCAAGAUGGUUUUUACAGUUUCUAUUUCUAACACUUUGUUAUGACCUAGAAGGGAAAUUUGUGUUGUAUUAUUGCAAGCAAUGACCUGUGCACCUGCAAACUGCAUUUCAAUAUUAUAAAAUUGUUAAGACAAAGAACUGUGAAGAGGGUUUGCACCCUGGAAUCCAGACUUUUGAAGAAGUAGUGGCAUGAGUGUGUAGCUAAGAGCAACAGUCAAAUCAUUUUUUAAAUGCACAAAAGAAAGGCACAAAAAAAGUAGAAGAGGCCCUUCCUUGACUUCCAAAAUGACCACAACAUUAAAGUUGUAAUAUAUUUUAAAGGAUAAUGGAUUAUGUCAUUUUUGGUAGACAAACUAUAAACACAUUUCUAGAUUUUCAUCUAUAUUUUAGUUAAAAUUAAAAGACGGAUAUUUUUA